Molecule: messenger RNA, 984 nt
Organism: Gadus morhua (Atlantic cod)
Lineage: Eukaryota; Metazoa; Chordata; Actinopteri; Gadiformes; Gadidae
Product: interferon-inducible GTPase 5-like
Exons: 3
Coding region: 1-984 (327 amino acids)
Cellular component (GO): membrane
Molecular function (GO): GTP binding
Source: RefSeq, a predicted model, not a curated record
AUGAUCAGACACGAACUCGUGCAGGAGGAAACGACCUUGAAGCCUAUGCCGUACCCACAUCCAAAGCUCCAAAAUGUUACAUUAUGGGAUCUCCCGGGAGUUGGAACCACCAAAUUCCCAGCUGAUAAGUACCUGGAGCACUUUAAGUUUGAACACUUUGAUUUCUUUAUCAUCGUAUCAGCUGAUCGCUUCACAGAGAAUGAUGCCAAGCUUGCUAAGGAGAUCACGAAAAUGGGCAAGAAGUUCUACUUUGUCCGCUCUAAGAUUGACCACAAUCUAAGUGAUGCAGAAAGGAGCCAGAGGGACUACAAUAAAGAAAAUAAACUUCAGCAAAUCAGGAAAAGCUGCAUUCAAGGACUUGAAGCACUUGGUAUGACGUCUCCUCGGGUCUUCCUGGUGUCUAGUUUUGAUCUCCAUUUGUACGACUUCCCCGCCCUCCAGGAGACCAUGGAGAGAGAGCUUGAUGCACUCAAGAAAGAUGUUCUGAUCUUAGCCCUUCCCAAUGUCAGCAUAUCCACCAUUCACAAGAAGCAAGAGGUUUUCCUUUCACAAAUAAAGUACUAUGCUUUACUGUCUGCAGCUGUAGCAAUUGCACCUAUUCCAGGGCUUUCCAUUGGUGUUGAUCUAGGCCUUCUAGUCAUUCUUCUUACAACCUAUGUGUUGGUGUUGGGUCUUGACGUAAAGACGCUGUUGAAACUUUCAACUACCUCAAGCAUCCCUUUAGCAGAUAUAGAGGCAGAGUUUAAAUGUCUUUGUUCUGGAAAGGAAAUCGAUAAAGGGCUUAUUAUUACUAUGCUUGGUUCUCUAUCAUUAAUGAUGUCGGCUGCAGCAUUAGAGGAAGGUUCCAGAUUUAUUCCUUUUUUUGGAUGGCUGAUAGCCGCUACAGUUUCUUACACAUCCAUGGUGUUCUUUUUGAAAUUUGUUCUUGACCGCCUAUGUGAUGAUGCAACAAAUGUUCUGAAAAAAGUAAAACACAUUAAGUAA